AUGGUGCAGCCACCCGCAUAUCGUACAUUUCUACAGAUCCGAUACAACCGAAUUUCUUGGACUAACCUCAACACACGUCUAGCAAAUCUCAACACACGUCUAGCAAGACCGAGUGAUAGCGAUACUAACCUACAAUGGAUGAAAGAGUUGGCCGAUGCUAUGUGUUACCUACACUCCAAGGACAUCGUUCAUCGAGAUCUGAAGCCAGAAAACGUAUUACUGACCGGUGAUGAGUGCGUCAAGAUGGGGGACUUUGGUCUCGCCAGAGAGUAUGCAGCUCUCAAACAAGACAAUGCCCGACGAUCAGACAGAGUCCUUGUGUCUUAUAUGAUGAAUAUGUACAUGAAUACAGUCGCAGGAUCAGGUGCAUGGAUGGCACCCGAGGUGUCUGACGGACACUAUACGGAGAAAGCAGACAUCUUUUCGCUCGGUACGAUAUUCUACUCCAUUGUUGAGCGAAAGAGCCUGAUCGUUGGUGACAAGAAAUACUUCGGAGCAUUUGUCAACACCCGUGGCCAAGAGAUCGGCCUUGGCAUGGCGAUGAAAAGUGAUCGUAAUAUUAUGGUGCCGCUGGAUGGAUUGCCACGCUCUACGAAGGAACUGCUUCGUGAUAUGCUAGAUUACAACCCCAGGAACAGACCCAAUGCAGAAGAAGUACUUGAAAAGGUGGAAGCAAUCAUCAGUAACAUCAGUAACAUCAAGCCCAAAGAAGAACAAACCACUCAGCCGACAAGCUCAUUCUUCGUCGUUCAAGUGGUUUUCAAAAGAGUCAGUUAUCCUAAGAACUAUUACUGGCCGUUUUCACUCAUUCCCAAGAGAAUGAAAUAA
Messenger RNA from Actinia tenebrosa (Australian red waratah sea anemone), 828 nucleotides. RefSeq names its product serine/threonine-protein kinase 35-like. NCBI's taxonomy places the organism in Eukaryota, Metazoa, Cnidaria, Anthozoa, Actiniaria, Actiniidae. Gene Ontology annotation, molecular function: protein kinase activity; ATP binding. Gene Ontology annotation, cellular component: nucleus; cytoplasm. The record is from RefSeq and is a predicted model, not a curated record. Gene Ontology annotation, biological process: negative regulation of G2/MI transition of meiotic cell cycle; protein phosphorylation.